Molecule: messenger RNA, 2426 nt
Organism: Oreochromis niloticus (Nile tilapia)
Lineage: Eukaryota; Metazoa; Chordata; Actinopteri; Cichliformes; Cichlidae
Exons: 2
Coding region: 113-1186 (357 amino acids)
Molecular function (GO): zinc ion binding; nucleic acid binding
Source: RefSeq, a predicted model, not a curated record
AUAUUUUAAAGCAUGGAAAGAGGAGGAAGAAAGACGUAGUGAAAAUAGACAAAAAAAGCAAAAGAAAAAAGAAACAGCGUUACAAAGCCCACAGCCACCCCCUUAUGUAUCAAUGCCGUCAGCACCAGAACCGCAAUCAAAAAAUCCGUUUAUCAACCAACCUAACCCCUAUGCUCAAGCCCGAAACGCAUUAAACUGUAUGACUGUAAAUAAAAAUCCACAGGAAGACAUAGGGAAAGAUCCGUCAGGCAGGGACAUGGGAGGAAGUGUUGACCCCCCAGGACCCUUUGAAUUAUUCUCAAUGAUAGCCACACCUAAUCCUAGAUUUGGACAGCUGACCGGUGGUGCAAAUAAUGAGCGAGAUGAGAACCCAAACAUAUUUGUUUUUAGACCAUGGUCACAAAAAGAUAGACAGAAUGUACUCAAAGAUGUCCCACCUUUAAAUGAAGGCUUCAUACAGUGGAGAGAAGCUGUCAAGUUAAUUAGAAGACAGUGGUAUUUAAAUGGCCAUGAAAUGCUCCAAGUGAUACAAGACUUGUUAGGAUUAAAAAUGGGAACAGUGAGGGAAGAUUUUACAGGAUCAGACGAACAUGGUAGGGCCCUAGCUCCUGUAUCUGCUGACUUACAAACUGCCAUAACACACUUGUAUGAGCGGAUUAGAGUCCGCCUGGCCCCCAGAGCAGAUUAUGCAAAAAUAGGAGAAGUAAAACAAAAGGAAGCCGAGACAGCACCAGACUUCCUCGACCGGCUACGCCCGGUUUUUAGACAGCAUUCAGGCCUAGAUUAUGAAGAAGGCCCAGAGAGACCAUACGAACAGCAAUUAAAGAACGCAUUCUUAAACGGUCUCCUUCCCCCAGUUAGAGCCCAUGUUGAAAAACACUGGGUGACAAUGAACACCGGUAACCUAACAGAUGCUCUGCAGUAUGCAGAACAUGCAACCCGAGUGCUAAAAAAGAAAGAGAAAGGAGGUGUUUUCACUGUGGAUCCUGAAACAGGAUUCGUGGCAUUUGCUGGUGGAUACAGAGGACAGAGACAGGGACAGCAGAGGAACAAAGGAAGGAGAAGAGCAGGUUUCAGAGGAGAUAGAAGGGACAAAAAUGAUAGAGACAAUCGCUGUUAUAACUGCGGAAAGGAAGGACACUUUGCAAGAGACUGUAGGAAUAGAAGUGAGGAUCAGAGUAAGUGACUAGAACAGGAAACAGAAGAGGAAACAGAAAUUUUCAACAUAGAACAGUUGCUCCUAGGUUCUGAACACAAACCCACAGUAACAAUCCAUGUCAGUGGCCAACCUUGUGACACUGGAGCAUGUAAAACCGUGCUAAAUCAAAAGCCCAAAAAUUUUAAAUACUCAAGUGACACCCUGAUAGUUAAAUCUGCGUCAGGCCACACCAGUGUUAAAUCAUUAACAGAAGGAUUGUUGCUAGUACACAAAGAAAGCGGCAGAAGUUGUAAGAACCAAUGUAUAUAUGACCCAUCCUGCCCAGUCAACCUUUUAGGGAGAGAUGCUUUAGAAAAACUAAAGAUCGGUGUAGUGCCAGGGCCAGAGGGCAUGUAUGCUAAACUAAUGUUGCAUGAAAAGCAAAGUCCUGAGGCCGGUCAGCUUACUGUGUGUGAAGGACAGGGUGAACCCCACUAUUAUUGGACACUAGACCUGCCUCCAUUAGAACCCUUGCAGCAUAUAGCAAAUCGCUAUUUGCCAACUCAUUCAAGAAAGCUAGACUUUACUGAUUACCACAACACCUUAAGGUUCAAACAAAGCCCAGGUCAUGACUCCAUAUAUGACCAACAAGUGCACAGACUAGGACCGCAGAAACUCACACUGCAACACCUUUAUGUUACCCAAAGCGGCAACGCAGUGUGUUCUGUAAUACAGCCAGAAAAGGUACAAGAGCUAAACAGGAUGCCAAAACCACAUGUGUCAGUAGCACGCAAUGACAAUACAGACUGGAAAGACUUAGGCCGUAUCCUCACUCAGGUUGAAAGGGACAGAUAUGAGACAAUUGAAGAAACACAUGAAGGGUGGUUUCAGGGCCGUAGAACAGGAUGUAUGAGGUACACAUUAGGGUGGGUACUCACAACACAGCCAGCAACCCACAUGACUGACUGCGCAGAUGCACACAUGCACGAAGUUAGUGAGGAUUGAUACACACUCUCUUUAGAGCAACAUCCAGAACUAGAAGAACUACCUGCAAAGCUGUGGUCUAUAGGACCAACAGACGUAGGACUAAUUAAAGGAGCAGAUCCUGUUGUAGUAAAAACUAUCACAACUUACAGGCCAGUAAAACCACAGUAUCCCCUCACAACAGAAGCCAAAGCAGGAAUAAAACCAGUAAUUGCAGACAUGGAAUAGGCAGGCAUCUUAAUAAAAACAACUAAAGUAACCUGUAACACACCUAUUUUCCCAGUGAAAAAAGCAAAUACGGGAA